AUGAAGGUCUUCUCCAAUUCCUGCAACUUCGACUACUCUUGGGAAGAGGUGUCGACUGCAAAUUGGAGGAAGUACUGUCCAUGGAACGAUAAAUCUACACAUGUCAUUGCCGUCGACACGCUGUCGCGGCAUGUCGACGCAGACACUGGAAUUCUCCGCACCGAACGCCUCAUAACAUGCAAACAAUCCGCACCGAAAUGGCUCCUCGCCAUGAUGGGUGGAAACGAAACCUCCCACGUCCUCGAGACCUCCUACGUUGACCCGCAAUCGAAGAAAGUCACCAUGUGCUCGACGAACCUCACCUUCGCGAACCUCAUCGCGGUGCAAGAGACCGUCAUCUACAGGCCGACAUCCGACGCGAAGACCGAGUUCCACCAGGAGGCCAAGGUGACGGCCGUCUGCGGUGGCUGGCAAAAGAUCAAGACCGCGGUCGAGGAGGCGACGGUCUGCCAGUUCCAGAAGAACGCCAUCAAGGGCCGUGAGGGAUUCGAGGCCGUGCUCGAGAUGAGCAGGCUCGCGUUCAGCGAGGAGAAGAGCAGGCAGAAGAUGAUGGCAUAG
Messenger RNA from Pseudogymnoascus verrucosus, 558 nucleotides. RefSeq lists its product as uncharacterized. The record is from RefSeq and is a predicted model, not a curated record. The coding region runs from base 1 to 558 and encodes 185 amino acids. Gene Ontology annotation, molecular function: phosphatidic acid transfer activity. Gene Ontology annotation, cellular component: mitochondrial intermembrane space. The transcript has 2 exons. Gene Ontology annotation, biological process: phospholipid transport. NCBI's taxonomy places the organism in Eukaryota, Fungi, Ascomycota, Leotiomycetes, Thelebolales, Thelebolaceae.